AUGAAGGAACAGUGCGAGAACGGCAAUACGCGUGGUAAAAUAAAGCGGGAAUCAGCUCUCGGGCGGGACGGCGCCGGCCCGAGCGGAGCGCGUGGCGCCCACGCAGACAGCUCUGACAGUGGCGGUGACACCGACGUGAGCGAUGACGAACUCGAGGAGAUCGUCUCCUCCAGCGGAUCCGAGGAGGACUCCGACAACUUGAACGCCAAGGACAGUAGCGACGAGGAGGAGUCUGACGCGGAUCCCGCAGGCUCGGAUGCUGGCCCAAGUACACGCAAGCGCAAACGUGACACGAAAGCGAAGCGCAAGUGGAGCGACGAGGAGCUUACUGCACUGGCGGCCGCUAAGUGGUACACUCGCGAUGAUCUGAAGCAGAUGCGUGGCAAACAAGGCAAUCAAUAUUGGAAGAAGCUCCACGCACACAUGAAAAAGAGCGGCGCAAAAUGGAAGCGCAACAGCACCGCCAUGCAACACGCAUGGAAGCGUCUUGAGGCAGAGUACCGUGACACUCUCCGCCACAACGGCACGUCAGGGAAGGCGCCCAAGCGGAAGAAACCCUGGUUCGAGUAUGUUUACCUCAUUAAGAAGCUCCCUGCCAACCGUGCCCGGGUCAACGAGACCGCCACCAUGGCGGCAGCCACAGUCAUCGCCGACACAAUCAACGGUCAGGCGUUGCGGCAGCUUAGCGACACGGUGCAACUCCUCGUGACAGCCAUCCACAUGGCUGCCACGCUGUGGAGGGUUCCGCCUCCACAACCCCAGCACGUGGCGCCGCCGCCGCCCGCCAAUGCGCACGCCCUCACAGUCACGCCGGGCAACGAAGACUCGCCCGCCUUAGGCGAAGAGGCUGUCGACGUUCCCCACGAUGAGGACGAUGAGGCGCGCGAUGACAGGAAGUCCGACUAG
Messenger RNA from Closterium sp. NIES-65, 906 nucleotides. Lineage: Eukaryota; Viridiplantae; Streptophyta; Zygnematophyceae; Desmidiales; Closteriaceae. The record is from the annotation of a GenBank genome assembly.